AUGGCUUCGGCGGCGUAUUUUAAUGGUCCAAACUCUGGAGCUCAAAUAGGCCACAAUAGUGGCCAGAUCACCAAUAAUAUAUAUCUGCCCCAAGGACAGUCAGAGACAUCAGCAGACCAGAAUUGUCUACGGGACCUACAAACGACCAACCCGCGCGAUGAUAAAACUCGCAUUGAGAAAGCUAAGGGGGGACUCCUCAAAGAUUCGUAUCUCUGGGUGCUGCAGAACAAUGAUUUCCAAAAGUGGCGCCUGGACGAGGAGGUCCAUCUUCUCUGGGUUCAGGGUGAUCCCGGAAAAGGAAAGACUAUGCUCCUCUGUGGCAUUAUCGAUGAGUUAAAAAGCUCGAUUGACGACACCGCGGUGAAUGUGUCGUUCUUCUUCUGCCAGGCAACUGAUGAGCGCAUCAAUAAUGCCAUUGCGGUUCUGCGCGGCUUGAUCUUCAUGCUUGCUUGCGAGCAGCCUUCUGUUAUCCACCAUAUACGAAGACGGUACGACCAGACAGGAAAGCAACUGUUCGAGGAUGCAAAUGCGUGGCAGGCUUUGUCAGGUAUAUUGUCAGACAUUCUGGAGGACUCGACUCUGAAAGAUACCUAUUUCAUCAUCGAUGCACUGGAUGAAUGUACCGGAGAGCUUUCUUUCCUCCUUGAUCUCAUAGCCGAGGCAUCGUCUUCUGGUAACCAACGCGUGAAGUGGAUUGUCUCUAGUCGAAACUGGCCGAUCAUCGAGGAAUAUUUUGAGGUCGCAACUCAAAAAGCAAGACUUUCGCUGGAAUUAAAUGCAACCUCUAUUUCUGAGGCCGUUGCUAUCUACAUUCAGUUUAAGGUUCAGCAAUUGGCAGAGAAAAAGAGGUAUAAGCCUGCCGUGCGAGACAUAGUCGCUAGUCAUCUUAUGUUGAACUCCCAAGACACCUUUCUUUGGGUAGCAUUGGUGUAUGAAGAGCUUGCCAAGGCCAGACCUUGGAACACUCCGAAGCUACUGACUUCCUUUCCGCCCGGACUUGAUUCCCUCUAUAGGCGAAUGCUGCAACAGAUUCGGGACUCCGAGGAUGCGGAACUUUGCAACAGAAUACUCGGUGUGGCUUCAACUGUCUACCGGCCUAUCACAUUGAAUGAACUAGUGGCCUUGGUCGAUAUGCCUGACGGGAUCUCGACAGAUGACGACGACUUCCCACUGGACGACUUUCUCUCGGACAUUAUAAGACUGUGUGGCUCAUUCCUCACAUUGCGCGAGAACACCGUCUUCUUUGUUCAUCAAUCCGCAAAGGAUUUCCUGACUACUAAGGCCCUGGAUGAAGUCUUUCCAAGAGGUGUACCCGCGGAGCACCACGAAAUCUUUUCCCGCUCCAUACAUAUCAUGUCUAGGUCACUUCGCCAUAAUAUAUACGACAUCACAUUCCCAGGGCUGCAAAUCGACCAAGUCACACACCCUAGUCCAGACCCAUUGGCAGUAGCACAUUACGCUUGUCUUUAUUGGGCUCAUCAUCUUCAAGAUGGAUAUUGCAGUGAGAGCGCAGAUAUUGAGCCCCACCAUCUCCAGUCCGUGGAUACCUUUCUACAGCACAAAUACCUCCACUGGAUUGAAGCACUUUGUCUGAUAAGAAACGUUCCAAGAGGCAUAGAGGCAAUGCUUAAGCUUGAGGGUUUAUUUAAGGAAAACCAGAAAUCAUCAACCGUCUUUCGACGAGUCCACGAUGCUUCUCGAUUUAUCCGAUACCACAAGGUCGGAAUUGAGAGUGGCCCGUUGCAGGUAUACAGUUCAUCUCUGAUAUUCAGCCCAGCCCAAAGCAUGACCAAGCUUUGCUACCAAAAGGAGAGGGUAGACUGGAUUAUUCACGGGCCAUCAAUCGAAGAUUACUGGAGUGCAUGCAUUCAAACGCUUGAAGGUCAUGAUUUGGACGUCCCUUGUAUUGCUUGGUCCCAAGAUGGCCGGCGCCUUGCAUCAGCAUCAGAAGAUAAAACUGCGAGAAUCUGGGACUCAACCACAGGACAGUGUAUAUCGGUUCUUCGAGGACACGAAGAUAAACUGAACUGUAUUACCUGGAUACAACAUGAUGAGCGACUCGCCUCGGCAUCAAACGAUAAGACUAUCCGAAUUUGGAACCCAGUCACCAGCCAAUGCAUAUCAACUCUCCGCGGACAUGACGAUCAAAUACGUACGAUUGCCUGGUCACCAGACUUUAUGCAACUUGCAUCAGGAUCGUUUGAUAAAACAGUUAGAGUUUGGGACCCAAACACCGGAAAGUGCUUAACUAUUCUUGAGGGGCAUCGAAAUAACGUUAGUUCGGUGACUUGGUUGCCGCCUAGUAGGCGACUCGCCUCAGUGUCAGAAAAUAGUGUCCGAAUAUGGGAUACAGUCAGCUGUCAAUGUAUUUUCGAUCUCCACCACAGAAGUACGGUGUGGUCCAUUUCCUGGUCUAGAGACGUGAGCCGACUCGCUUCAGCAUCAAACGAUGAAACUGUGAGAGUCUGGGACCCAAGCAAUGGGGCUUGUCUGUCAAUUCUGAGCGGACAACAUGACGGUUCUGUUCGUCCAACUGUCUGGUCUCCAGACGGAAACCGACUGGCAUCAGCUGGCAAGACAAUCAAAAUCUGGGACCUGAUCACUGGAACCUGUGUAUCGGGGGUUGAGAAACAUGAUGACAACAUUGUGUCAAUGGCCUGGUCACCGGAUGGACGUCGACUUGCGACAAGGUCAGGAAGUAUGGAUGAUAACACAGUUCGAAUUUGGGAUACAGCCACUGGAGAUUGUUUGUCGUUUUUUGAGUUACAUCGUUCAGGUGGAUCUUCACUUGCCUGGUCUCUGGAUGGAAGACAUAUCGCAUUAGCUGGAAGGGCAAUUCGAAUCUGGGAUCCAAGCAUCAAAAUACCCAGAUCAACGUUUCAAAAGUUCGACGGGCUCAUGGAGGGAACCUCCGGGGGAACCUUCUCCUGGUCGCCAAAUGGAGCCUGGCUUGCAUCGUCGGAAUACUUUGAUGGGUUAAGGAUCUGGGAUCCCAUAAUCAGCUGCGCAUCAAUGCUCCUCGAUACCCUUCAUGUUACGUCAAUUGGCUGGUCUUCAAUUGGCUGGUCUCAUGAUAGCCAGCAGCUCGCAUCCGGGUCAUACAGUGGAGAAGUGUGGAUCUGGGACCCAGUCACUAGAGAACGCAUAUCAACCCUCGAGGGCCAUGACAGACCAGUUUUUCACUUGCGCUGGUCGCGGGACGGAAGACUAGCGUCAGGGGCAGAUGACCAUACAAUCAGAAUCUGGAACCCGGAGACCAGACAAUGCACAGCAGACCUUGGUGAGGGUGAUGGUGAACUGCUAUCUAUUUCCUGGUCUCUGGAUGGACGUUGGCUCGCAUCAAUGAGCCACAGGCAUGGGGAUGAAGGUCUCAAAUUCUGGGACCUGGCCAUCACGGUUCGGGAUUCAGCCACUGGACAAUACAUCUCCUCGAUUGAGGCUCAAUUGCCUGUGGUGCAAUCUUUCGAUGAAUUGUCUGCUAGUGGAGAUCUGCCCACAUUUCUAGAAUUCGAUAAAGACACGCCGAAUCGCCUGCAUACUCUCGCUGGCACAUUCGAUUUGAUCAAUGACAUGCUCAUUUCGACCUCCACUCUCAAUCUACCCCCUAUCAUGGAACGGCAAAUUGGAUAUGCCCUGAGUGACGACAGCGCCUGGAUAACAUAUCGAGGGGAAAGGCUCAUAUGGCUUCCCUCAGAGUAUCGCCCGGCCGUUCCAUCUUUAUUUGCUACAUACGAGAUAGGGGCGGGAGUUCGUGUGGGAAUACUCUGUCGGUCAGGUCGUGUCAUAACUUUGACGCUCUCUCAAGACAUUGCCAUAUAA
Penicillium verrucosum is the source of this 3819-nucleotide messenger RNA. RefSeq lists its product as uncharacterized. The coding region runs from base 1 to 3819 and encodes 1272 amino acids. The transcript is spliced from 3 exons. Gene Ontology annotation, molecular function: protein binding. The record is from RefSeq and is a predicted model, not a curated record. Lineage: Eukaryota; Fungi; Ascomycota; Eurotiomycetes; Eurotiales; Aspergillaceae.